ACCAGACCUCCUUAGACAUGCUCGUGAAGCUCAAAUAGGAAGGUUACAUGUGAUUUUUUUUAUGUAUACAUAUAGAUAUUUUCCAUGCGUUACUUAAUAUACAUCUGAAAAUGAGUUUAUUAAUCUAUCGAAUAAUCUGACAGACAUUUCAAAACGGCUUAAAAAAUUACCUCAAAAAUCCUACAGAAUCUUGUUAGCAUCUUUGCUAAGCGUAUAACCUUAAACAGUCACCUAAUUUCUGGUCCAGGACUGAUUGUAGUAAAAAAAAAAAUAGAUUAAAAUAUUUCAAUCAGAAAUGGAAGCUGCAGGAAGUUUAAGACUCUUUAUUUUUAGCGUUUAUAAAAGUUUAUCUCGACGCGCGCGGGGCUACCAACGACGUUAUUGCUCCGCGCGUGCGACUCAUAGAGUUACCGUUACCGAGGAGACCAAACUUAAGGGAUUUAAAACCAAACCGUUGUCCGGUCCGAGUUUAACCGACUUUAUUAAACUUUCUUCGUCAAACAAGAACAAACUUCCUGAAGUUUAUGAAUACGAAGCGUCGUAUCUUCCAGAAAACCCCUCUGAAGAAAAUCUACGCAAAGUGUAUUUUGAAACAUAUGGCUGCCAAAUGAAUGUGAAUGACACAGAAAUUGCUUGGUCCAUUCUUCAGAACGGAGGCUACCAAAGGACAGCUGAGCUGUCAGAAGCGGAUGUGGUGCUGCUCGUUACCUGCUCCGUAAGAGAGAAAGCAGAGCAGACCAUCUGGAACAGACUCAAACAGCUUGGAGCCCUGAAAAAGAAACGGCCUAAGACUGAUGUCCCGUUGAAAAUAGGAGUAUUGGGCUGCAUGGCAGAGCGACUGAAGACCGAGCUGUUAGAACGAGAGAAGGUGGUGGACGUCAUAGCAGGACCUGACGCCUACAGAGACCUGCCACGGCUCCUGUCUCUUGCUCAUGGAGGACAGAGAGCCAGCAACGUCCUGCUUUCCCUGGAGGAGACCUACGCUGAUGUCAUGCCAGUCCAUCAUGCAGGACACAGCGCUUUUGUGUCCAUUAUGCGUGGCUGUGACAACAUGUGCAGCUACUGUAUCGUACCCUUCACCCGUGGAAGAGAGAGGAGCAGACCCGUGUCCUCCAUACUGGAAGAAGUGCGCAGCCUCUCAGAUCAGGGGGUGAAGGAGGUGACCCUGUUGGGGCAGAACGUUAACAGCUACAGGGACACGUCUGAGACGCAGAUCAGCACCUCCGGUCUCAGUCGGGGUUUCAGCACGGUGUACCGUAAGAAGCAGGGAGGCCUACGUUUCGCUGAUCUUCUGGAUCGAGUCUCCAUGGUUGAUCCCGACAUGAGGAUACGCUUCACAUCUCCACAUCCCAAAGACUUUCCAGAUGAGGUAUUACAUUUGAUCCAGGAGAGGAAUAACAUCUGUAAGCAGAUCCACCUCCCAGCUCAGAGUGGCAGCAGUCGAGUUUUACAGUCCAUGAGACGCGGCUACACCAGGGAGGCGUACCUCGAGUUGGUGGAAAACAUUCGAAAGAUAAUACCAGAGGUCAGUCUGAGCAGCGACUUCAUCGCCGGUUUCUGCGGUGAGACAGAGGAGGACCACCAGCAGACACUGUCUCUACUCCGGGAGGUGGGCUACAAUGUAGGCUUUCUGUUCGCAUACAGCAUGAGGAAGAAAACACACUCAUACCAUCGUUUACACGAUAAUGUCCCUGUAGAGGUGAAGAAGAGGCGUCUGGAGGAGCUCAUAUCCGUGUUCAGAGAGGAAGCCUCUAAAUUGAACACAGCUCUCAUUGGGAGCACACAACUGGUCCUAGUGGAGGGAGAGAGUAAACGAUCCCCUGAGGAUCUCUGUGGUCGGAAUGACGCCAACGUAAAAGUGAUUUUUCCCAGAAAGCAUUUGCCCUCUGACCCCACAGGCAUUAAUACUGCCCCGGUUAAAGCUGGAGACUAUGUACUGGUGAAGAUUACUUCAGCAAACUCCCAGAGUCUGCAAGGCCACGCCUUCAGCCACACCUCCCUGAACUUAUGAGCAGCAUCAUAACGAACAGGACACUGUAUGUUAAUGUUAAUAUUAGUGAACCACGUUUAUUGAACAAAUUAUAAAUUAAAAAUAUUGCUGUAAAUAAAACACA
Molecule: messenger RNA, 2114 nt
Organism: Tachysurus fulvidraco (yellow catfish)
Lineage: Eukaryota; Metazoa; Chordata; Actinopteri; Siluriformes; Bagridae
Product: mitochondrial tRNA methylthiotransferase CDK5RAP1-like
Exons: 12
Coding region: 296-2011 (571 amino acids)
Biological process (GO): tRNA modification; negative regulation of cyclin-dependent protein serine/threonine kinase activity
Cellular component (GO): mitochondrion; cytosol
Molecular function (GO): tRNA-2-methylthio-N(6)-dimethylallyladenosine(37) synthase activity; 4 iron, 4 sulfur cluster binding
Source: RefSeq, a predicted model, not a curated record